AUGGAAAGGACCGACAUAGUUUUGGCUAGAAUAAACUUCCUGAAGAAGAUCAAGAAAUUCCGAGAAGAUGGGAGGACGAUUGUAUAUACCGAUGAGACUUUUGUCCAUUCAAGCCAUACAUUUCACAGAUCAUGGCAGUCUGAUCAUGUUGGACUCCGCGUUCCUUUCAGAAAAGGGCAGCGGAUGAUAAUAGUUCACGCUGGGACUGAGACUGGUUUCGUCAAGGGUGCCGAACUAGUUUUCAAGUCGCAAUCGCACACAGGCGAUUAUCAUGACGAAAUGAACAGUACCAAUUUUAUGAAAUGGCUACAAGAAAAAUUACUACCAAACCUGCCUCAGAGAUCUGUGCUGAUCGUUGACAAUGCACCUUAUCACAAUAUCCAAACAGAUAAAUGCCCAACAACUGCAACACGGAAGAGCGACAUUCAAGGCUGGUUGAGACGACACAACAUCGACUUUGACGAGAAGCUGUUGAAGGCGGAACUCCUUGACCUUUGCAAAAGGAACAAACCAUCACCAGAAUACUUGUUAGAUAGGAUAUUAAAGGAACAUGGUCAUGACUGCUUACGACUUCCGGCCUACCAUGCUGAUCUCAAUGCUAUCGAACUUGUGUGGGCACAGCUAAAAGGAAUCAUUGGCAGACAUAAAGUUUCCUUCAGGACGUCGGACUUGGAGCAACACAUUUACGAUGCCAUCUCCACUAUAACCGAUGAGGAUUGGCAGUCAUGUUGUACUCAUGUGCAGAAAGUAGAACAGGAAUAUUGGAAAUCUGACAUUGCUGUAGCAGAGGACAUGGAUGAUAUAGUUGUUGAAGUUUGUUCUAGCGACGAGGACACAGACACUGCUUCUGAAGGAUAUGCAUCAGACACAGAUACUGCGGAUGAAGAUGAAGAUAACAUUUUGUUCAAUUGA
Messenger RNA from Mercenaria mercenaria, 912 nucleotides. RefSeq lists its product as uncharacterized. The record is from RefSeq and is a predicted model, not a curated record. Gene Ontology annotation, molecular function: nucleic acid binding. NCBI's taxonomy places the organism in Eukaryota, Metazoa, Mollusca, Bivalvia, Venerida, Veneridae. The coding region runs from base 1 to 912 and encodes 303 amino acids. The transcript has a single exon.